UGGACACAUGGUUCGAUAACUAUGAACUAGAUAUAAUAUAACACAUGAUGGUCUCGACACGGCCUAAUUUACACGUGGAAGUCUGGACAUGUGAUUCAAAAGAGCUGUGUUAUUAAUAACUAUAAACAUAGGGAUAACACAAGACAGUGAACACGGACACUGACCCUGCUUUACAAUGUUACAGCGCGUACUGGCACACUGUGCUCGGAGAUCUAUCAGAAAUGCUUCCUGUCCCGGACGGAUGUUCUCGGAAACAAGGGAUGAGGGGGAUGUGAAGUUCGAGGUGCGGCCUAUGAGGAGGAGUGACAUUCAGCCUCUGUACGACCUUCUCAGGGUCAAUCAAUGGAACAUGGAGAAGAGCUAUCUGGAGUGUGUGUUCAACACCGAUCCCACCGGCCUCGUGGUGGUAGUCAAGGACGACGGCCAGAUCAUUGGACACAACGGGAUCCUCGUCCACAGUCCGGACUUUGCGUCUUCUGGAAUGAAUAUCGUCAAGGAGGAGUACCGGUCACUUGGAGUCGGCAAGGUCAUGUUCCGUAAGGUCAUGGAUGUGAUGGCCGACAAGAACGUGGGAGGAACGUCGCUAUCUAACAGAAUUUCGUUCUAUGCACAAUUUGGGUGGACUAUAAAGUCCUACACCUUCCACUAUAAUCAGGGACCCGUUAAUCCGGACUUCGUCAGGGACUGUCCGGAUCCGGACUGUGAAAUCCAGCCAGCAGAACAAGUCAACUUCGAUGACGUCAUUGCAUAUGACGCAGAGAUUCACACCAUUCCUCGACCGGUGUACAUCAGCAACUGGGCCCAGAACGAGGCUGCGAGGACGUAUGUGGCUUUUCGGGGCGGACGAGUUUGUGGCUACGGAGUUCUCAAGUCCUCUGACGUAGGGUACAAAAUGUAUCCGUUGUACGCAGACGACACCAAGAUUGCUAAGGCGUUGUUCUGUAAGCUGUCGUCUCACAUCCCGUGUGGAGGUGAUCUUAUCUUCACACAACCCAUAGAAAAUGAGGACGCCAACGAGUUUGUGGCGGGAAACAAUUUAACAACCUACUUGUCUAUGACGCGUUUGUAUAAUAAGAGAAAUGUUCCUGUAGAUAUCAGGCGUGUUUACUCCGUGUCCACUACAGAAUAUGGUAUAGUGUAGACAGUGACAUUUUAUAUAAAUAGUGUAGGCCGACUCUUCGUUAAAGUUUCUGUGCGCAUUGUCAGUGGCACGUCAAUUCGAUUAAAUUACUUCAACAUGUAACUUUUUUUUGUGAAAGGGACAACAUUCACACUUGUAAUUAUUGAUGUGAAUAUAUAAUGUUUAUGUGUGGUUACUUUACUUAAUGUCAAUAUACUGUUACCAGUGCUUCCGUCUUCUCGCGUUGGCCAAUUGUUUCUAAAAUGCAUCCGACAUUCUGCUGCCACUAGCCCUACAACACUGGGCCGCGGGCUUGAGGCUCGCCAGGUACUGGCCGUAGGUCGGUGGGUUUUCUCCGGGAACUCCGGCUUUCCAUCACCAAAAAAACUUGGCACGUCCUUAAAUGACCAUAGCUGUUAAUAGGACGUAAACUACAAACAAACCAAACAGUCUUCUCUCACUGGCUAUUCUGGUAUCGCUCAUGUAUAUGUAUCCUUUUAUCUUGACGACGCUCUUCGAAACUGUGCCAUUUUUAUGAAUAUUCUAUUAUAACACUGUCAUAUAUCCAAAAACCCAGUCCUUACAUAUCCAUAUACGAAUUUUAAACAAUCAUUACAUGCGUUGUGCUGAAUAUUUAUCUAAAAUACACGUUCAAAGUGAAACAACGGCGCACAUAGAAACACUUAUUUAAUGCGGUAAAGGCUACGAAUUGGUAAUGCACCCAGUUUAUGAUAUUCCAUGAGGAAGUGAUGUAAGACGCCUGUUGGAAAUUUGUCAUUUUAAAUGCGGGAGAGUUCUCUGUGAGCGGUAACCGACUAAUCAUGGUCAAACUGAUUAGCAUACAGUUCUACAUAUAAUGUUGACUUAAUAUCUAUUUAGCGUUUCUCACAAGCAGAUAGGUGUAUAUACCCAUGCAUAUAGUAUCAAGUUUUCCCAUCGAAAAUCUUCGAAAUGACGAAUUUGAGGGCGACAUGAAAGGCCUGUGCGGGGCCAAUUAAACACGACAACAACACGCACAAUGAUGAUUUCACGAUUGUCUUGGUAGUUUUUUCACCAAUCGAAGUUUAAAACGCAUACAUUUUACAUUUCCGUUGACAGUCCUUGGAUAAACCUACCUGACAAAAAUGUCGCUAUACACGAUCACUUUCCUAUCGAAAACUGAUGGUGGAUGCCGUCAUAAUUGCAAGAGAUUUCACAUUUAUAUUAUGACGGAAAUCCGAAUAACCCCUAUUGACAUCUGAUAGCACAUCGGCAUAAAACUGUUGAAGUUACGGAUGACUGUCAUAAACAUGUACACAAUCUACUAAUAGAAACAAAAAACUAGCAACAUAAAAUAGUAUUUUUUUUAAAUCAGAAGUUUCUCCGGUCGGAAGUAGCCGUUAUGUUUCCGUGUGUUUUUGGUUUAGUGUUCAAAGAAAGAUAACUCGAAUACACUAAAAAGAAAUUCUCUACAGCGACCUGCAGAACAAAAGAUUCGUUAAUGAAUAACAAUUUGUAUCUUUGAUCGUCAAAUUAAUUAUCAAAACAAGGUUUUAAAAAUUUCACAUUUUUUAGUGAUUUUUCAAUAUGUCAAC
Mizuhopecten yessoensis (Yesso scallop) is the source of this 2694-nucleotide messenger RNA. RefSeq lists its product as uncharacterized. The record is from RefSeq and is a predicted model, not a curated record. Gene Ontology annotation, molecular function: acyltransferase activity, transferring groups other than amino-acyl groups. The transcript has 3 exons. NCBI's taxonomy places the organism in Eukaryota, Metazoa, Mollusca, Bivalvia, Pectinida, Pectinidae. The coding region runs from base 176 to 1141 and encodes 321 amino acids.